Messenger RNA from Caenorhabditis elegans, 2279 nucleotides. It is a transcript of the gene avr-14, whose product is annotated as Neurotransmitter-gated ion-channel ligand-binding domain-containing protein. Gene Ontology annotation, cellular component: plasma membrane; postsynapse; membrane. Lineage: Eukaryota; Metazoa; Nematoda; Chromadorea; Rhabditida; Rhabditidae. Gene Ontology annotation, biological process: monoatomic ion transmembrane transport; monoatomic ion transport; excitatory postsynaptic potential. The transcript is spliced from 17 exons. Bases 7 to 726 code for a protein of 239 amino acids. Gene Ontology annotation, molecular function: extracellular ligand-gated monoatomic ion channel activity; transmembrane signaling receptor activity; monoatomic ion channel activity. The record is from RefSeq and is marked reviewed.
UUUCAGAUGUGGCAUUAUCGACUGACGACAAUUCUUUUAAUCAUUUCUAUAAUUCAUUCAAUUCGAGCAAAACGAAAGCUCAAAGAGCAAGAAAUUAUUCAAAGAAUAUUGAAAGACUAUGAUUGGAGAGUUAGACCACGUGGAAUGAAUGCCACGUGGCCAGAUACCGGUGGACCCGUUCUAGUGACAGUAAACAUUUAUCUUCGAUCAAUAUCAAAAAUUGAUGACGUAAAUAUGGAAUACAGUGCUCAAUUCACAUUCAGAGAAGAAUGGACAGAUCAAAGAUUGGCUUAUGAAAGAUAUGAAGAAUCUGGAGAUACUGAGGUUCCACCGUUCGUCGUGUUGGCAACAUCUGAAAAUGCGGAUCAAUCUCAACAAAUCUGGAUGCCAGACACUUUCUUCCAAAAUGAAAAGGAAGCACGACGACACUUGAUCGACAAACCAAAUGUACUUAUUAGAAUUCAUAAAAAUGGACAAAUCUUGUAUUCAGUUCGAUUAUCACUGGUCCUUUCAUGUCCAAUGUCAUUGGAAUUCUACCCAUUGGAUCGACAAAACUGUCUUAUUGAUUUAGCAUCAUACGCAUAUACAACUCAAGAUAUCAAAUAUGAAUGGAAAGAAAAGAAACCAAUCCAACAAAAAGACGGUCUUCGUCAAUCACUCCCAUCUUUCGAAUUACAAGAUGUUGUCACUGAUUAUUGUACUUCUCUCACAAAUACAGGUAUUUAAUUGUCAAUAACAUAAGCUUGAGCUUCAUUCACUCUGUCGCCUCAAUGUAUAAUACUCAUGUCCAUUUCCCCGAAUCAAAUGCUUUUUGUCUUUUUGUUCAGGCGAAUAUUCAUGUCUACGUACCCGUAUGGUCCUCCGUCGCGAGUUCAGUUACUACUUACUACAGGUCCCUUUGUACUGUCCUUUAAAACUUGUCCCCAAUGUCCCAUUUCAGCUGUAUAUUCCAAGUUUCAUGCUCGUCAUCGUCUCGUGGGUCUCUUUUUGGUUAGAUAAGGAUUCAGUACCAGCAAGAGUUACGUUAGGAGUCACUACACUUCUGACAAUGACAACUCAAAGCUCAGGUAUCAAUGCGAAGCUGCCGCCAGUCAGUUAUACAAAGGCGAUCGAUGUAUGGAUCGGAGUGUGCCUCGCAUUCAUUUUCGGAGCUCUUCUCGAAUUUGCUCUUGUUAACUAUGCGGCGAGAAAAGAUAUGACUCAGGUCUCACAACGAAUUAGACAAAUGAAACAGCUCCCAACAGAAGGGUACAGACCUUUAUCGGCUUCACAAGGAAGAUCGUCGUUUUGUUGUAGAAUCUUUGUGAGGAGAUACAAGGAAAGAUCUAAACGAAUUGAUGUUGUCUCCAGAUUGGUCUUCCCAAUCGGCUACGCGUGCUUCAACGUGCUUUAUUGGGCCGUCUACCUGAUGUGAAUGCGUGUGCUAAACAUUCCCUCAUGUCUUCUAUAUAUGUCUUCCUUUAUGUGCCUUAUCCCCCGGUUUACUUUGAAUGUGUUUUCGAAUGGACCAAAUAAUUUUUGUCGACGUAUUUAGGUGAAUACAGUUGUGCACGGGUCGUUUUGCGUCUUCGCAGAGAAUACAGUUAUUAUCUCAUUCAACUUUACAUUCCAUGUAUUAUGCUUGUCGUUGUUUCAUGGGUAUCUUUCUGGCUUGAUAAGGACGCUGUGCCAGCUCGUGUCUCUUUGGGAGUAACAACACUUCUCACAAUGACUACUCAAGCCAGUGGAAUUAACUCAAAAUUACCGCCUGUUUCUUAUAUUAAAGCUGUUGAUGUAUGGAUCGGAGUGUGUCUUGCAUUCAUUUUUGGAGCUCUUCUCGAAUAUGCAGUUGUCAAUUAUUACGGAAGAAAAGAAUUUUUGAGAAAGGAAAAGAAGAAAAAAACACGAAUUGAUGAUUGUGUAUGUCCAUCAGAUCGCCCUCCACUUCGAUUAGAUUUAUCAGCAUAUCGUAGUGUUAAACGAUUACCUAUUAUAAAAAGAAUAAGUGAAAUUUUAUCGACGAAUAUCGAUAUUUCUCGAAGGGUUGAUUUAAUGUCUCGACUCACAUUCCCACUCACAUUUUUCUCGUUUUUAAUUUUCUACUACGUUGCAUAUGUGAAACAGAGCCGUGAUUAACUACAACAACCAUAAUAUUUAAUUGUUAAUUAUUUUAACACCUACAUAUUUUAUUAUUUAAACGUUAUAUGUUUAAUUGUAUCAAAAAAUAAUUCCAAACUCCAUGACAAAUACACUUUUUUUUGUAAAUUUCAGAUGUCUGAGAAAUGAAUCGUUGAUUGUUU